This is a messenger RNA of Closterium sp. NIES-65, 4101 nucleotides long. NCBI's taxonomy places the organism in Eukaryota, Viridiplantae, Streptophyta, Zygnematophyceae, Desmidiales, Closteriaceae. The record is from the annotation of a GenBank genome assembly.
AUGUCGUUUAAUUCCCGACGGCCCUGCGGGCCUGCUUGCGCGUAUCUCAGCGGCCCUGCUCGCGCCCAUCGGAACCAGCCCGGUCGGAAGGACGAGCAGGACCUGCUGACGAAAUGGGAGGCGCAAAUACUCGAACCCGGCAAGUCAACGAGCAGAAAGCAACGGCGGCGAGAUGCGAGAGCCGCCGGCCAGGAAGCACCCAAGCAGCUUCGGCUGAUGAGCCGGACGGACAUGGUUCACUACGUGGAUGUGACAGGCGGGUGGGACGGGGGGGAGUGCGCGUGGUGCUUCGACCGCGCAGUGGCCUACCGCUCUGAACACGCCCUGGGUAAGACCAGUGCCUUGUCCUUCCUGCUGCACCUGCACCGCGGUCAGUCGCCCGCCAUCCCCCCCGCUCCCCCGAGCCGACCCUCCCGGGCAAUGCUUGACUUCUCCUGGAGCGUUCCCGUGCAGCGGCUGGGGGGCCAGCAGGGGGGGCAAGGCGGGCAGCAGGGGGUGGCGCCUCGGGAGCAGCUGGUGUGGAAGUGCGAGCAGGCGCCGCUGCUGUGCGUGCAGGCCAUGCUGCUCGAGUGGCUGGCUGAGCCGCGCGUGGGCGUGCUCAUGGACCUGGGGAGGAUCCGAUCCCGCCUGCCUGCCAUCCUCGGCUAUACAUCCGCUGCUGCACACUGCUCUGCUCCUUCCGCGCCUGUUACAUCUUCUGCUGAAGCUUCUUCAGCGGCUAAAGGAGGUUCUGCCGGGGAUUACCCUGCUGCCCCUGCCCAUACUCAACCUGCUGUUCCAGCGUGGUCGUGCUGCUGGCGCUGCAGCGGCUGCUGGGCUGCCUACCGCCGUGCUGUGAGCUUCGCUGCCUUCCUUGUGCUGGUGGCGAGGUCCCCGCGCGUCACAACGCUGUGGAAAACCCACAUGGAUCGCUCUGAGACAUUCACCGCCAUCGUGACUGAACUGGGAGCAGGCAGGCAUGCACAGCCGGACUGCUUCGCGUCCAUGCUCGUGCAGGUGCUGGGAGUGAAAGAGAGCGCUGAUUUGCAGGAGGGGUUUGGGUACUUUCUGCAGCACCUGCUUCCAGGGGGGCCAGAGAAGGCGGCUGGGAAGGGGCAGGAGGAGGGGAGGGGGGGAACGGGGAAGAAAGCUGCGGCUCUGGGCAAUGCGGGGCCGGCUGCAACGGCUGCGAUGCGGCUGAUGGGCGGUGGCAGGGGAGCGGAGGGCAUAGGGGGGAGCAGUGGUGUGCGUGGGUCAGGGGAUGAGGAGGAUGGGGGAGAAGGAGACGGUGGCAGGCAGGGGCCAUUGGGUGGUGGCGGUGAGGGCGGUGGGGAUGGGCAGGGCGGGCAGUGGAGGGAGCAUCUGAAGGGGCGUGAGUGGGAGAGGUAUGUGGAUGGCAUGGCUUGGAUCCUGGAGCAUGGAGGCGGGGAAGGGAGGGAGUUCCAGUGCAGCCACUGCAGUGGGGGGGGCAGCAGCAGCAAUGGUAAUAGUGGCAGUAGUUGCAGCAGCGGCUGCGGUGGUGGCAGCAGCAGUAGCAGCGGUGCUGGUGGUGAUGCUGGUGGCAGCAGUGCCAGCACCGAAGGCAGGGAUGUUCCCAGGGGCAUGUACCUGAGUGGCGUGGGAGGCACUGACUUCGCCCUGGCAGUGGCGUCCGUGCUGUCCAUGCCAGAGCACUAUGAGGACCAGUCAUUGCUGGUGGAUGGGAACAACGCUAGCAAGUCUAAAGUGGAAAACGCCGCUAUUUAUGAGGCCAGGAACAGGCUGAGAAGGGAGGUGGGUGAGAGGGGGAGAGUGUGUAAAAGCAGUGGUUCAGAUGCCCCCGGUGCAGCCGCCACUGCUGCUCCUGCGUCUUGCUCUUCUACACCCUCUGACUCCACUGGUGACUCUACUGCCGCCACUGCUGUCACCAGCUUGCCUUCUGUCACUGCAACAACGUAUGAGGCGUCUCAAAAGUUCACUGCAGCGGCUCAAUCCAGUGCCAUUCUCGCCCCUGGGCUCGUACCUGUGAACACCCACCCCGCUAUGGCCGUCCUAACUUAUCGAGUCGCUUGCAUGUUGCAGUGGGUCCGAGUCUACGGCUCGGAUUUCAUCUCAGAGAAGCGUUGCUUCAAAGGUAACCCUCGGGGCAAGGUCCUGCCCAUGCGUCACCCGCUUCGGGACCUUCCGAGCCUGCUGCUCAGCUUUGGCGCCAUCCCCAAGCCUCUCGAGGGAAGCGGCUUCUCCCUGGAGUGGGAUGAGUGGCCGCAUGGCGAUGAAGCUGCUGUGAAGUUUCCCGACGAUCCGAGUGCGCGUUGCUUUGGACUUGGCAUUGUGGGGGAGAGUGGGAUGGGAGAGGAGAGGGGCACUCAGAGUGGCUCAACAGAGGAGAGAGAGGUGACUGAAGAGAGUGGGGCAGCAGAGGAGGGUGAGCAGAGUUCAUCAGAGCCUGUGCAACGAGCAGUAGGGAAGGGCAAGGCUGGGAAGGGUAGAGGGAAGAGGGGGAAAGGAGGGAAGAGCAGUGGCGGCAAGAAGGUGGAAGAAGAGGCCGAAACAAUCACAAGGCGUGGGAUGAUGGGGCAAGGAGGUUCCAGGCAACCCCGCCUGCCCAUCAUUCGAUGCCGUGCCGAUGUGGAUUUUCUUCUGGCCCUGCUCGGGCCCUUGAUCAUGGUCCCCGACUGCUCGCACUGCAUCAAAUGCCUCGGCACCUUUAUCUACCACGUGCCGUGCUGCGCCCUCAUCGCCAACUUUGCCUAUCAACCCGUUGAGGCUCUUUUCGCCCGCUUCCUCGCCGCCUACCCCGCGCACUCCCCCCAGUUCGACCAGCUGUUCAAGGCGCUGCUGCUGCGCGCGCCUCUCACCGUGGCGGAGCAUAUCAGGUUGAUCAACGAGGCCAGCCCUGCCGGCGUGCGGCGGGGCAUGAGUGCGCUGCGCCAUCGGCCGGAGCGGAUGCGGGAGCUGCCUCAAGAUCCGGGCAUGAGGGAGCGUGUGAUGCUUCUCAAGGCGCGGCAGAUGCCGCUCUUCUUCCUGCUAGGCGUGGCUGUAUACUAUUCCAAGCCCAUCAUGGGUAUGUCUGAUGAAGAGGAGUUGGUAUUAGAUACCGGGGAUGGGAGGAAGCGGGGGAAUGGAGGCAGGGUAGGGGUUGUGGAUGGUGGGGAGGAGGGCGAGGAGGAAGAGGAGGACAACGGGGAGGUAUGGCUUGAGGUGAAAUCGUGGGGCUUUGACAUGCUGUCCGCCUGGCGGGCCAUGACCAAGGUCAUGGGGCCGGGACUGGAUGUGACGUGCGGGAAGAGCAGCAGCAGCGAUGUGCUGCCCAGGAAGGCAGGAGCGCCCAUGUCAAGGGAGUGGGGCGUUGACAUGUGGGCGCAGGCUGCUAAACCAAGGUUCCGUGAAGACAUGCCUGCGGGACAGGGUGGGUCUGGGAAUGAUGUUGGGGACAGCAGCAGGAGUGGCAGCAGCGGGAGCGGUGGUGGGAAGAGUGAGGGAGAGGAGGAAAAGGGGGAAGAGCCGGCUUAUCUGAAGCCCUGGCCCGGGGGGAUCAAUUUGGUGGCGUGUCUGCGAGAGAUGCUGCUGGGGGAAGUGUGCUACCGCCCUGCCCCCCCUUCCGCGUCUUCCUCCCAUCCUGCAGCACCAAACGCGUCUGUCUCUUCCGGUCCCGCAGCCUCUUCCGCCCCUGCUGCUCCAAGCACUGAUGCUGCAGCAAGCAAUGCGGCUGCAUCCGUUUCAGUUGCAAAUGGACCUGGUGCUGCUGCUCGUGGGGGGCGUGUGUGCGGUGCUGCAGGGUGUGGGAGGGUGGAAGGUGGUGAUGUGAAGCUGAGGAACUGCACUGGGUGUGGCAAGAUGGCGUAUUGCAACAGAGAGUGCCAGAAGGCGCACUGGCCCUCCCACAAGCUCACAUGCCCCGGCAGGACCAGCGGCAAUAAGAGUGGGACCAACAGUGGCAAGUGGUGUGUGAGUGGUGUUGUGAGUGGUGUUGUAAGUGGUGUUGUGAGUGGUGUUUUGAGUGGUGUUGUGAGUGGCAUUGUGAGUGGCAUUGUGAGUGGCAUUGUGAGUGGCAUUGUGAGUGGCAUUGUGAGUGGCAGUAACUCCAGCAAGGUGAGCGGCAAGGCAGGAGGGAGGAGAAGGCGAUGGACAGGAGGGAGGUGA